This is a messenger RNA of Schistocerca serialis cubense, 12989 nucleotides long. Its product is annotated as A-kinase anchor protein 9-like. Bases 228 to 12974 code for a protein of 4248 amino acids. NCBI's taxonomy places the organism in Eukaryota, Metazoa, Arthropoda, Insecta, Orthoptera, Acrididae. Gene Ontology annotation, biological process: signal transduction. Gene Ontology annotation, molecular function: molecular adaptor activity. The transcript has 53 exons. The record is from RefSeq and is a predicted model, not a curated record.
UUUGGUUACGGACAGCGAAGUACGUGGGAUAUGAUGCUUGCAGGAGAUGAAGGCUUGGCAUUCGUGUUUGUAUAUUCGAGUGAAAGUUUGUUUAGAAAAGUGUAGCGUUUGAUUGCUGGAGUAGUGAGUAAUGUCAUAGUGAAUGAGGGCGGCUGUUAAUUGUAUAUCUAGAAUGACAGGACCCCCGAAGUGUAGAUCUUCGAUAGAAAGUAAAUUUAGCUAGUAGAAUGGAUGAUGAAGAAAGGCAAAGAAAAGUGGACAUCGGAAGAGAGAAGUUUGCCGCAUUUUUGAAGAAGAAACAAGCUUCAAAUGCUAAGAACAAGUCGAAAAAUUUGGAAAAUGUGGGUGAAAAGGCAGAGAAAGAAAAGAAAGAGACUUCUGGAGAGCUUUCAGAGCAGUCAAUAGCUGAAAGUUUUCCUAUGGAUGAACUUGAGAGAGGUGAGGAAAGUGGUGCCUGCAAGCAAAACACGCCCACAGAUAUAAAUUAUGGAACUCCAGACAAUGUGAAUGAUUCACAUGUUUUAAAUAGGUUACAGACACACAUAAGAGAAUUGGAGGAAAUAGUUGAAGGUAAAGAUGCAGCACUAGAAGCAGUCCGACUUCAGCUUGAUUCACAGAAUGAAUCCCAGCCAACAGAAGAUAUGUGCAAAACAUGUUCUGAGUAUGGAGAAACUGAAAAUCAUAUCCAAGUGGAGGAAUACCAUAAGAAGAUGCUUGAGUUCAAGGCUGCAUUGGAACAGAGGGAUAAUAUUGUGCAGAAAUUGUCAGAUUCACUAAAAGAUGCACUAAGAAGCCGUGAUGAGUUACAGUUAAAAGGAGAACAUCUAGCUCUUGAAGUAGCAUCAUUAAAUCACCAGCUUCAGUCUACAAAGGAACUUAUACAGUAUCAGCAAUGGAACACAGGAAUCAAACCUGAUGAUUAUAUUCUACUAAAAAAUGAGAAAUGUGGAUUAGAAAUUGCAGUUCAAAUGAAAGAUGCAAUAAUAAAGGAAUUAAAUAAAAACAUUGUGGAAAAAGAUGAUGCUCUGAAAGCAAAAGAGGUGGAAUUGCAAAGGAAAUGCAUGGAAUUAACAGAAGAAAAAAGAAGAGCAGCAGAAGAGAUCAGAAGUUUAAUGCACAGCAUUGAAGAGGAACAUAAAGCUAAGACAUCAGCAUUACACAGCUUACAGAGUCAGAAGGAAAGUCAUGAAGCAGCUUUGUCUAAGUUGAGAAUAAACAUGGAAGAAAAUUUUGGCCUACAACUUGUUCAAAUCAAAGACGAGCUGAGGAUGCAGUUUGAAAAGGAAAAACAGAUACUUCUUCAGAGUUCUGCCGAGUCUAAGAAUUUGAAUAGUGGUGUUGAACACACAGAUGAAACAGAAUUUGAGAAGCUAGCCAGAGAAAAUUAUAUAACAAGAAAAGAAGUAAAUGAUGAUGAUCUUCAGUUCACAGCAAAUAAAGAAAAGACUGAAUCUCUGAGUUCUAGUGAUCAUUCAUUGCCUGCAUCACUGGUGUUGGAUAACAGAAAUGAUGAACAGUUUAAUAAACUAAUAGUUGGAGUAAAUGGGGGAGAUCCUUCUCCUGGUGACGUGCCAGUAGUAAGUUUCACACCUUGUAGAAUUGAGCAAGAACAUGUAGAUGAAUCAGUGAUAGAUGUAUGUGAAACUCACAUCAGUUCUACAGAGGCAAUAAUGAAUGAGAACAAUAUUUUGUCAGAUAUACAAGCUUGCCAGAUGGAGCUGAGAAACCAUAAAGAAUUUUUAUUGAAGAUAAACGAUUGGUGCACAAAUGUCUUGUCCUCUGGUACUAAGUCAGUAAUUCCUCAACAUGAUCUCUCAGACCUAACAUCCCAAGGAGCUUAUUUACCGUCAGCAGUACAUAAUACAAAAAGUACUACUAUCUCGGGAAGUACAUCAAAAGGCAGCUGUGCGGAAUGUCAAGACAGUCCUGUGCAUCACACUGAAGAAAGCACAGUGGUGGAACUAGAGACUGAUCUUCACUGGGUAACCAAUGUAAAAGGGGUUGCUAUAGGUGAGGAAAUAAACAGCACUGUUCAGAUAGAAAUGCACAAACAUACUGCAGUGAACAAUGAACUAUCUGAGAAUAGUACAAAGAAUGACCAGUGCCCACAGGAUUCCCCAAGCUGGACUGUAGACCAAUUGAAAUGUGUUAAUCAUUUAAAAAAAGAAAUGUCUUCUCUCAAAAAUGAUUUGCAAGGUCUCAAUGUUGUUAACUCACAACUGGAAUCUAAUAUUUAUCGUGCAGUGAAGUUCACUCAAUUCAGUAACAUGGAAGAGUUUGCAGUUAAGCAUCUUACAGAUCAGGGACUCCUUGCAGCAAGGGAGGAAAUGGAGUCCCAGCUGAAACAUUACAUAAAAGAGUUAGAAAAAGAAUUAAGUGAAGUUAGAGUCAAACUGAGUAAAACACAGUCUGAAAACAUGAAUCUUCAAUUAAUGGUUGCAUGUGUAAACAAAAUUAACAAGAAAAUAAAAGAAGAGGGAUUUAAGGAAGUCUUAUUAAAAGAAGCUAAACAAAUUUUUCAGCAUCUUGAUGAAAUGUUCAGUAAUAAUGCACAUCUUUGUGUUGACUACAUACAGUUUAGUCAUCUGUUUCAAGAAAAUUAUAUAGAUCAGCUACUGAAACGCAUUCAACACCUGGAAAGCGCAUUGCAGCAAGUAAAUGAAGAAUCUGACACUAUAAAACAUGAAAGUGUAAAAAUGAUUACUAAAGUCACUGAAGCUAAAGAAAUGUCUGAUAAAUUACAAAAGGAAAUGAAAGCACUUAAAAAAGAUAACUACCUUCUAAGGCAAGAAAAUGACACUCUUUCUGCAGAAAAUGAACUUAAAGGAAAAGAGUUGAAUGAUUUGGAAUUGGAAUUACAAAAACUGAGAGAUGAGGUUGUUGGAUAUAAAUCACACUUAUAUUCAGCUGGAGAGGAGAGAACUUCAAAACUAUCUGCUAUGACCACUUAUGAUGAUGGUGAUGGUGAUGGUGGUGAUGAUGAUGAUGAUGAUGAUGUGGGGUUUGGCACAAGUGGCAACCAUGCUGAGAGUGUAAAUAGAUGCCUUCAGUUUUUAAAGAUGGGAGAUGAUUACAAGAAGCUUUGUAGGGAGAACAAUCAUCUUAAAAAUGAGUACCAGAAUUUGAAACUAAAAUUGCAAGAGCUAGAAGUCUCAAAAACUAUUUUGGAAGACCAAAUUAAAGUAUUAAAUGAACAAUUCAAUGAUGAAAAGCAAAAACUCGUAUCGAGUGAGACAAAUAUUCAGUCUCUUAUUGAAGAGAAAAUGGAACUGGAGAAUAAAAUCGGCUUGUUGGAAUACACAAAUACUUCUUUCAGAGAAAAAGCCAGUGAGAGCAAACAAGACACUCUUAACAGAUUGCAGAAACUUGAAGACCAGAUAUUGAAUUUCAAAUCAAGUUUAUCUGCUGAUGUGCAACUUCUGAACAAUAUUGUUGUGGAAAGUGUGAUGGACUCUUUUGGAAAAACUCAAGAAAUUAUAACUUUAAAAGAAAAGUUCUUGCUUCAGGAACACGUUAUUUCCACGCUACGUAAGGAAUUGGAACUUUUGCAAGAAAUGCAUGCCAAAAAUAUUGAUAGAUUUCACAAUGAGCUUUUUGCAAUGCAAAAAAGACUUGAUGUCAGUUGUAAUGAAACUCUCAUUAAGGAGAAUGAACUUGAAAAAAUUAGAAAAGAACUGACUUUUCAUCAGAUGUACAAAGAUAAUUUAGAAACAGAACAUAAAAGGUUUCUAGACAACAGUGAUUCAAGCAAUGAUGUUGUUUCUUCACUCAUAAAUAAUGAAGUGAAAAAAGUAGUUGAGGAACUUGGAGAUGAGAUUAUUUCCUUAAGACAAGUUAUUGAUAGAAAGUUGACUGUUAGUGAGGAAUUGCGUUGGCAGCAAAAAUGCAAAAAUUUAGAACAGUCAUUGCAACAAAUUAUUGAUACUGGCAGAAAUGUACAAGAAAAGAUGAAGAUGAUAAUGCAAAAUAAUGAACAGCUAAUUUUUGAAAAGGAGACAUUGUUGAGUACUGUUCAUAAGCAGGAGAAAUAUUUUGAACAAUUACAGGCAAUAGAAGAUUCAAAUAAAAUUGAUUCAUGGAUGUCGUCAUUGCAUUUGUAUCAAAAUGAACUUACAUCACAGUUAUCAGCUGAUCGAGAACAGAUCUUCAAUAUUUCGGAACUUCUAGGAUCAACAUGUACACUGCUUGAAACUGUUAAUGAACAGAAAGAGGAGUUAUUACUAAAACUGAAGGAUAACAAUUUAAUUGGAGAGAAACUGAAUCAAGAACAAACUGAGAAAAAGAAAUUAGAAAUAGAACUUCAGUUGCUGAAGACUGAAAUUACAGGGAGAGAGAAAAUUCAAAUGCUGUUAAAUAAUGAAAAGCAGAAACUAGAGGCUGAUCUGAAGGAUACAUGUAACUGUUUGCAGAAGGAGAAAGAGAAGUAUCAAGAACAGAAAAUGUUGUUCCAAGCAGAGAUUCGUAAUCGAGAUUUGUGCAUACAGCAGUGGCAGUUAAAGUUUCUGGAAUCACAGGUCUUAUCACAAGUUUCUGUGUCUGAUGAUGCACUUAAAUUGGUCAGGUUCAGUGACACAUUAACAUGGCACUUUUUAGAACAAGAAAAGCUUGAUUUGCUCUGUGGAAAAUUCAGAGAUGCUCUUGGAGAUGUAUUAUUGAAACUAAAACAUUUUCUCCAAGAACAGUUCUGUUCUGAAGAGGAGCUCAAAAAUAAGUUCCAGAAUGAAAAAAAUUUAGAAUCUCAAAUGGUGGAAAUGCUUCAAUAUUUUCCUUCUCCUGGUUUGAGUCUUGCAAAUAGUUUUUUCACACUUAAUUCUGAACCAUCAUCCAUCAUAGUACAUGCUGUGAAACAGUUGGAAUACAUUUUAUGUGCCUGUCAUUCAGUUAUGCUUAAGAAAUUAAUAGAUAGCUGGAGAGAGAAUGAUAAAGAAAAAAUGAACAAUAUUUCUCAAGAAAUUGAAGCAAUACAAAAGCAGGAAGAAUGUGCAAUUCAAUACUUUCAGAUGGGUACCUCUGAUAAUUUUGAUCUGUCAUCGAUACAAGAGUCACUUCAGAAUUCAUUAAAAUCUAAAGAGCUCAUCCUGGAGGAACUUAAACAUUUUUAUGACCAAAUUUCGGCCACUUCUGUUGAAAGAAUCACCAAAUUAUGCUCUUCUCUCAACAACUCAUGUGGUAAAAUUAUUAAUGAGCUUAAAAAUAUAGAGAAAUGGACAGAAGAUGGUGAAACAGUCAGACGGCUUAAAGAAGAACUGGAUAAUUUACAGAAAGAAAAGCUGGAACUUCAAAAUACACACAGGCUUGCUGUUGACUUAUUAUCACAUGAACGAGAUGUUGAAAUCUCAAAACUGCGUGACUUAAUUGCUGGAAUUAAGUGUGGAGACAUUUCAGCCUUAGAUGAUGUGAGACAGGAACUUGAAGCAAAGUACACUAAAGAAGUUGAAGAACUUCGUCGGUACUUUGAGCAGAAAGUUGCAGAAGUUGAAAAGCACUACUCUGAAGAAAUUGUCAGCCAGCACAGUCGGAAAAUGUCUGACAGUAGCUGUGAAUCAGAAAAUGACUUGGUGUCUGACAUGUAUUAUAAUGGUGGGGGAGACCAUGCAUCUCACCUUACAACACUUACCCAUAUUUGUGAUCCUUAUGUAGCUGAACCAGACUAUAGGGAGCUAGAAGAAGAUUUAGAGCUGGAUUUAGCGAAGAAGCAUAUCACAGACUAUCAGAAUCAACUGCAAACAAUCAAAGAAGAAUUAAGAAAAAAGUACUCUAAUGAGCGGGAGACAUUAAAAAAGGACUAUGAGGCUAAGGUUGAAACCUUAGUGAGGGACCUAAGUGCAUCUCAACAGACAGAAAUACAACAUUUGGAACUGAAAUACAAGGAUGAAUUACAAAAUUUAAAAUCCAGAUAUGAAACAGAAAUACAUAAUUCGAAUGCCAGAUAUGAAACUGUUUUAAUGAACAAUGCUGACAAAUUCCAAGAAGAAAUUGAUAUUCUGAAGCAAAAAUAUGCAGAAGAAAUUACUGAGUUAAGGAAAAAGUUUGAAGUAAAUGCUAGGAAAAGAACUGAAUGUCUUUUUUUGGCAGUUAAACAGUACUUUGAUAAAUUUUUCACGACAGUUAAGUCUCAGUUUGAAGAGCGGAAAAGACGUAAGAAUUCUGCACAUAGUGCCACAAAAACGAUUGAAAUGAACCAGGAAACUGCAGAUGUGCGUAGUGUGGAUAAUGACACUGAAAAGGCUGGCAACAGCAAUGAAUUGAAAUCAGAGUUUCCAGUGUGUCUGAAACUGAACUCAGAAGUAUUGGAAAGGAGUACUGAAGAAGAGGAGGGGCAUUUUGGAGAUGAAGAGAAACAGUCCGUUGCUGAUAUUUUAAAUCAGUAUGAGGCUUAUUUUACAAACUAUAGAAAAAAUCUUGAAACUGAAGUGCAAUCGCUGAUGGAUGUAUUAGAGAAAAAUGAAAGAUACCAAUGUCAGCAACUUGAAGAGAAGCACAUAAAUGAAGUUCAGUCUUUAAAGCAACAGAUAAGUGACCUAAGAAAGCAAAUGAGCAGUGUUGCAGGACAGACAGUUCAAAAUAUCAUGCAGCAGACAGAUGUGACUAUGGCUGAUCUGGCUAAUGUUCUAGAUAUUAACGGCAGUCAUCCCAGUGACACAGGGGAAGAGGUUGUCCCAGAUCACAUUGCUGCUGUUGAAUUAUUGUCACAUGAAUCCCAUAUAGCACCUGAGGUGUUCACAAAUGAACCAAAAGAAAAAUAUGAAUGUCUAAUCAGACAGCUUCAGAAUGAAAUUCAACAAAAGGAAGAUAGCCAUUCAAGAGCCAUCUGUGAAAUUAAAGAGAUGCAUGCAUGUGAAGUAGAAAAAUUGAAAAUGGCAUUUGACAGAAGACUGCAUGAUGAAGUUGAGCAAGUUAAGCAUGAAAUUAUAAAAGCCCUUGAAGAACAAAUACAGGUGCUUCUCACAUCAGAUGAUGAUACCCCAAAGCCAAAAGAACUGGUACUGCUACAAGGGAAAUUGAAUAUGUGCUAUGAAAAAGAGGUACUGGAAAUUAAAGAAAAGCAUGCAAAUGAAAUUGCAGAGAUAAAAUCUGAGUAUGAAAAAGUAAUCGAUGAGUUGAAAGCCAACAAUUUAAAAAAUACUCAUGAACUUACUGCCACCAAGAAGGUCCAAGAAACAAGUAACAUUUUGAAGAAAGAUUGUGCUGAUGCUUUCAGUCAUGAAGUCUGUGCUGAUUAUCAAGCAGUAGUAAAUGAAAGAGACAGCUUGAGAAAUAUGGCAGAGAAGUUGCGAUUCCUAGUUGAGGAACUUGUGCAGUACUUUGGUGUAUGUGAAGAGGAACUGAAUAUAGUGUUAGCUGAAAAACUGACAUCAUGGACUAAAGUAAAUGAAUUAAAGACUGCCAGCCCACAGGAGCAGCUACCAUUUGGAGAGACAAGUCAGUUGAAAACCAUUGUUGAUUUCCAAAAUACUAAUGUAUCAAUGAAUUCUUUGAGUCACACAAGAACUUCAGAGUCUUCAUAUGGGUCGAAUGAUAUCAAUGUGUCUGCUGAUAAUAGAGUGGAUUUACAUGAUGAUGAUGAUGAAAAUCCAUCGUUGCCUGUGGCACACAAUGUUUCCAGUGAACAACAAGUAAUGCGGAAAGUUCAUUUUGCGCCUAACAUCUCAAGUAUCAUUAAUAUUAAUGAUGAGAGUAGCUUUAUGCAGUUCAUUGAAGAAAAUAAGGAUUGGUCGGUUGACAUCCAUACUGAGCUUUCUAACUGCUUGAGACGUUUAAGAAAAGAAGCAUCAGCUUUGUUUGGUUUAUCAACUACGUUGCCAGAGCACUUGAAUACUGCAAACAGUAAAGCAAAGUCACUGGAAGACAAAGUAGUUGUCUUAUGUGAUGAGCUUUCAAAUGAAGCCCAAGAAAAAGAAGGCCUACUUGUGCAAAUAAACGAAUUGAUUGUAAAAAAUAAAAAUUUAAUGAAGGACUUAGAUUUGUGUAAAAUUAGAAUUGGAGAACUCGAAAGGGAAAGACAGACGAAAGAAAUUGUAUCAGAAGGAUUUGGAGAAAAUGUCCAUUCAGGUCUUACAAGACAGUUGGAAAACAUGGCAAAACUUCAAGAUAAAGCUCGUUCAGUAAUAAGUGACUCGACAGACCAGAGGAACUCUCCUUACUUGCACUUAAUUGAAGAGCUCUGUAGGGAAGGUGACAGGCUAACAGAAGAAGCACGUAAGGAAAGAGAGGAUUUGCAAUUACAGGUAGAAGCAGCAGACAAAUUGCUGCGGUCCACUCGCCAGUUUCUUGAAGAACAAGCUGCAGAACGAGAGCAGGAAAGGGAUGAGUUUAUACAAGAAAUCAAAAAAUUACAAGAGCGGCUGCACGAUAGGGAAAAAGAUAAGGAUGACUAUGAAAGAGUAGUCAAGGAGGGUGAACGGUGGGCUCCUGAGCAGCUCAGCGUAGUUCAGUCAGUUGAGGCACUGGAAGUACAACUGAAAGAAGCCCAUUUACUUCAUUCUGAGGAAACCAGUAGAAAGGAGGAGAUUGAGGGAGAAUUGAAAGCAGCUGUGGAUAAGAUUUGGGUGCUGCGAGAAAUCAUCACUGAACUGGAACAUCAAGUAGAGCAACGCAGUCAGCGAGAAACAGAACUCGAACAGCGGGUUGAAUCACUCCAGGCCAUUCUAGAGCAACAGACCCAGAACCACCAAAGAUUAGCGGAAGAGCUCGAUUCGUUGCGCAUAGACAGUGGUAGCAUUGAGCUGACACAACAUAUUAAUCGCCUAGAGGAUGAGCUACAGAAACACCGUCUCCAUGUUGAACAGCUCCAGUCAAAUUCUACUGCGAUACAAGAGAUGAAGACACAGUUACAAGAAUUGGGAGACUUUAUAGACAAAAAGACAAAAGAUCUUGAAUCUUUGUUUGUCCCAUCUUGCAGUAUUAGUUGCAGUUCACCAUCAGAGGAUGUGUCUAUAAGGGAACAGAUUGAGUCUUUGAGAUGUGACACUCCAGAUGAAGCAACUGGCAGUGAUGUUCCUCUCAUAUUACCUUUAGAUGAUCUUAACAGACUACAGGAAAAAAUGCAUCGACACUCGAAGGCUGAUGAAGUGGCUCUGAAAAGAAUCCAUGAUUUGGAAAUGCAGCUUCAGACAGUGAGAAGAAAUGGAGAGGAAAUUACUGCAGAGAGAGAUUUGCUACAGGAGAAAGUUGAGCAGCAGCUUGUAAAAAUAUCAUCAUUAGAGUCUCAGAGAGAUGAACAUCGGAGAACAGUAAAAAAUAUACAGAAGCAAGCAAGCAUUGAGCUUCAGUCCAAAAUAUAUGAUAUGGAACAAAAUCUGAGAAGUCUUAGAGAAACAGUGGAUGAAAAAGAUAGUGAGGUGAAGGAUUUGAAAACUACUCUUGAAAAUAUGAGAGAGGCUAUGUCACUACAGGAGACAGAAUGGAUGAAAAAAUUUUCGAGUGAGCAUGAAGAGUUUCUGAGUCUUCAGAUACAAACUGAAAAACUUCUCCAAGAGAAGCAACAGUUACAGGUAUCAUUGUCACAACAGUGCACAGAAAUGAGUACAUCUAUGCCAGAAUUGUUAAAUUCUGUUUUGUGUGAAAAGAAUGCUGAAAUAGAUAGCCUCGUGCAACAGUUGGCAGAACUUCGUAAGCAAGUAAAGGAUUAUGAGUCUGAAAAGCUUAUACAACGACCACAGUCUGUUAAGGAGCGGAAAGAGGCAACUGAAACUGAACAAUCCAUUGACAACCUGGAACGAAAAUUGACACUGGAGGAUGUGGAUGAAAUGAGGGCAUGUGAGGAACCAACUUUUGCCAGUCAAGCAGUUUCAUUUCAGGCCAUAUGUAAUGAAACACAAAAUACACCUAGUCUUUUCCCUGAGAGUUCAAUACAAAUGAAGCCACUUUUGAAAUCAACAUCAGACUCAAGCUUGUUAAUUGAAAUACCUAGUUCCAAUCUUAGCAUGCCUGCUACUGGAGUCUCAGAUGACAAGGUGGAUACCGUCUACACAGAUGGAAAUGGUACUGAAUCAGAUGUUACCGUUCUCAGUACAGAUUCAGAGCUAUUAUCAGUGGACAAAGAACAUAGUUUGAAACAGAAAGUGCAGGCAAAACACCUGAAGGUUAUUCUAACAGAAAAGCUGAAGCAGACUGUUAAAAAACUAAAACAAGAUUUAGAAGAAAAGAGUCAGAGGUUGUUAGAUUGUGAGCAGAAACUACAAGAUAUGUUAUCUUUGAAAGAAGAAAAGGAAGUGUUGGAAAACCAGUUAGUAACUACUAUUCAAGAUAUAACAGAUGAGAGGAAUAAAUUCCAACAAGAGAAGCAGGCAAUGAAGGAAAAUGAAUUCAAAUUAAUGUGCGAAAUUACUAAUCUUAAAACAUUGGUAGAUGAGAAACAAUCUGAAAUUAAUUACUUGAAAGGAAUCAUUAUAUCCAAAGAUGAAAUUAUAAAACAACUGGAGGAAGACAAUAAAAUGACUUUUACAUCCGUUGAUCCAGUUUCUCAAAGGACAACAGAAUCUAAGGAGUUAAGUCUGUUAUUGCAUCAGCUUAAAGAAGAACAAGAAUCUGGAAAAGCUCUAAAGGAUGAAUUAAAUCGACUUCAGGAACUGAACGGAAAAAUAGUUAAUGAGUAUAAUAGCCUUCGGAAAGAGUUGGAAAAGCAGGAUACUAAUUCUCUUGAUGACCUGACAGCAAGAGUUGAAAAGGAAUUGGAUUUGUCUGCUCGUCUUGAUUCUAGUUUGCUUGAGAAGCUGGAACCACCUGAGACAGUUUGCAGAUGUAGUGAUCCUUCUUUUACUGAAGUUGUGAGCAAAAUACUAAGGUUUGGUGCAGAAGUCCUGUCACCAGAGGAACUUUCAUAUGUGCAGCAACUUAUUCCAGCUGCAGAUAGUAUGAACGAAACUAACCAUAUUGGUAUGCGAUUAUCUACAGUUAAUAUUACUAUCCCUGCAAAUAAAUUCACAUUUCGUAACAGUUGUAGUGGAAGUACUGCAAUGCAGACAACUCAGCUGCUUGAACACAAAGUUGAACAACUUGAAGCAGCUGUGGAAUCUGGAAAGAAACAUGUUCUGCAGUUACUUGAAAGUUUGAACAAGGAAAAAGCAUGUAACUUAGAAUCUGAGAAAAAAGUAAAUGAUUUAAUGAGAGUGCAAAGAGAACAAGAAAUGGAAAUUGAGAAUCUAAAAAGACAGACAGUGUACCAUGAAGAAAGAUUGCAGCAGUUCAUUGUGCUAUUGGAGAAGGAAAGAGUGAAAGUUAGAGACUUUGAAAAUGAUCUUCACAAAGAAAAAAAUAAUGUUAGACACUUACAGUCACUUCUUGAAGCUGAACGUCAGAGGGCCAGUAUCUCCAACAGAAAAGAUUCAGAGCUUAUAGAGUCAAUGAGAAUCAAACUGGAAAACGCUCUUGACAAUGAGAUGAGACUUCGUAUACAAAUAGACCAGGCAAAAAGCAAUCAGGAAGCACUAAUGUCUCAGUUAAAAUGCCAGCAGUUGAAGACGGAAUCAGGAGUAAACUCAAGAGACACUGCUACAUUGAUUACUCUAAAGGAGAAAUGUGCUAAGCUGGAAGCCAUUGUUCGUCAAGAGCAACGUAGGAUGGUAGAAUUACAAACAGCUCUGAGUGAAGAGAGGAUGAUUUGGCAACAGAGACUGGAAUCGGAAAAAUCAUUAAUUCAUCAGUUGAGAACAGAUAUGGUUUUUGUAAAAACUCAGAAAGAAGGCCUUGAAAAGCAGCUCUUAGCUGCCCAAGAAAAAAUGAGCACUUAUCAGUUGGAAAUUGACACUCUUCGAAAAAAAUUACACUCGCUGCAAGAAAUAGAAGCAUCCUUUCAGGGCCGCUAUACUGCUGCAUGCCAGGAAGCAGAUAAAGCACGUCGUCUUUUGGAACAUGCACAUUCACAGCAGCUAGAACUGGAAAAAAAGAUAGUGACCAUGGAACAGCAGUUAUCUGCAGGCAACGGUAUUGGAUCAAAUGGAGAGGAAAUAGCUCAGUUACAACAUGAGAAUGCAGAACUACAUCGUCUGUUGAAUCUUUCACGCCUUCAUGCAUCCGAACUAAGCCGUCGGCUUCAGGCCAUGGAGUCUGGAACAGAUGUGCCCCAGCCAGUUCUCCUCAAACUUAAGAGUGUGAACACUAUACUGGAGAAACACGUGAGUGAUAAUGCAGACCUUACUCAAAGACUUACCUGUCUUUUAGAGGAGCGACAACAGUUGCAGGGUCAGAUCAAUGACAUGCAAGUUCAGUUACAGAAGAUUAAGUCACAAUUGAAGGUGAGUGAUGCAGAGAAGAGAAACUCAGAUGCAAAGCUGGUUGCUGAGAGAGCUGCAUGGACUCAAGAGCGUGCUACGUUACAACUGGCACUUUCUCAGGCAAAGGCAGAGUCUGAGAUGCCUGUGGGAGCUGAAGCAGUGAAAGAUACUGAGCAGCGAGUAAACCAUCUAUUUGGGAAGUACCUAAGAGCAGAAAGCUAUCGCAAAUCUCUUAUUUGGCAGAAAAGAUAUCUUUUAGUUGUUCUUGGGGGAUAUGAGGAUACUGAGUGCAGUACAAUCAGAAAAUUGACACAACUUGCAGAAUCCAGUGGAUGCAAGAGGAGGAGUGAAAAACAUCAAAAGACAAUUCCCAGAAUUAGUUUCAGAUCUGCAGCCUUUGCUGUAGUAGCUAUUCAUAGAAUGAAGUAUCUAGUGAGGCGAUGGAAAUAUGGACGCCUGAUAGGAGGCAACACUGUGCUGGGACGAGCUUAUAGUGAGAGCAUUAUUGGAGCAUCAUCUUAUCAUGGUCCUAGGCGAUGGGGGUCAGUGGCAUCUUCCAACAUCUGGGGAUCGACUCACAGUCAAGGGAUUCAGUCACCACCGAGCAGAGAUUCUCCUGUAUUGUCACACUGGCACCAACAAAGAGUAUCCACGCUUCCAGUUGGACUUGGAGAAGGGUCCAGUCAACUACUAGAGUACAUAGAUCGGUUUGACACAAUACAGCAGCAUUUGAGAUUGGGAACACCACGAAAAAGCUGAGCGUAUGUUGCAAAA